Messenger RNA from Halichondria panicea, 1100 nucleotides. Its product is annotated as structure-specific endonuclease subunit SLX1 homolog. Gene Ontology annotation, biological process: double-strand break repair via homologous recombination. The transcript has 6 exons. The record is from RefSeq and is a predicted model, not a curated record. The coding region runs from base 16 to 1068 and encodes 350 amino acids. Gene Ontology annotation, molecular function: 5'-flap endonuclease activity; crossover junction DNA endonuclease activity. Gene Ontology annotation, cellular component: Slx1-Slx4 complex. NCBI's taxonomy places the organism in Eukaryota, Metazoa, Porifera, Demospongiae, Suberitida, Halichondriidae.
UAUGAGUAUUCUAGUAUGUCGAUUUCUACCAAAUCUGUAAAUUCUGUAAACUUAUUCACACUGCUGCAAGAUGAGAUGGAGGAUAGCGAUCCCUCUGUAGACACUGGAUCCUCAUCAGAUGAAACGGAGUGCUCAGAUACGACGGACCCUGACUCUCACAUUCAUACCAAAGGAGAGUUUUUCGGCUGUUAUCUUCUGGUCUCAAAGAAUGAGAAGUUCAAGGGUCGGACGUACAUUGGUUUCACAGUGGACCCCAACAGGCGAAUCAAACAGCACAACGGGGGACACCACAUGGGCGGGGCUAGACGUACGAGCGGCAAGGGACCGUGGGAGAUGGUUCUGAUAAUUCAUGGAUUUCCGAGUGAUAUCGCUGCUCUUAGGUUUGAGUGGGCGUGGCAACAUCCUGCCAAGUCUCGUCGCCUCGGGAAGGGUGUGGUCAAGCGGAGAUCAAAGGAGAGUCCGUUGCAGUUCCGGUUCCGAGUUGUCACGGAGAUGCUCUCUGUGGGACCGUGGCAUAGACUACCACUCACCAUCAGAUGGUUAAAACAAGACUAUGAGCUUCCUUUCCCUGUCACCAAGCAACCCCCAGUACACAUGCCCAUUGCCUACGGACUAGUGGACAUCUCAAAGCCUGGGAAGACUCAACCUGCAGUUUGUUUGACCUCUGACCCUGAAUCUAACGACAAUAAUGAAGAGAGCAUUGAGUCUUGUGAAGUGUGUGGAAGCUCAUCAAAACAGACCUCACCUGCUGGACCUGGCGUGAGCUGCUACCAUUCAGGCUGCAUGAUGUGGGCCCAUACCACCUGUCUGGGACCCACGCUGUGUGGUGGGGAGGGGAACCAGUUGUUACCCAUUAGUGGAGAUUGUCCUCGCUGUGGGCAACUGUUGCUAUGGGGAGAGAUGGUGAGACAAUUGAAGUCCAGGCUGGCAACCAAGCCAACCAAGCCAACACACAAAAAGCAGGACCCUCCCUCACAACCACCACCUGCCAAGAGGAGAAAGACGAAGCACCCACCACCACAAGGGGAGGGGUCUCGAGAUCACUGGACACACCUACUACAUGUGUAGCUAGCUAUUUUGAACUCUGGGACAUUCAUCAU